Lytechinus variegatus (green sea urchin) is the source of this 1904-nucleotide messenger RNA. RefSeq names its product methylcrotonoyl-CoA carboxylase beta chain, mitochondrial-like. The record is from RefSeq and is a predicted model, not a curated record. Gene Ontology annotation, biological process: L-leucine catabolic process. NCBI's taxonomy places the organism in Eukaryota, Metazoa, Echinodermata, Echinoidea, Temnopleuroida, Toxopneustidae. The transcript is spliced from 10 exons. The coding region runs from base 133 to 1884 and encodes 583 amino acids. Gene Ontology annotation, cellular component: methylcrotonoyl-CoA carboxylase complex; mitochondrion. Gene Ontology annotation, molecular function: methylcrotonoyl-CoA carboxylase activity.
CAUGACUGAGGGGGUUGGGACUUUUCGGCAGACGGUUUACUUUUGGAGAUUUACUAGAUUAUUAUUGAUAUUAAACGAUCGUUAUAUUUGACUGUAUUUACCAAAUGCCUUAUUCUAAAUAGUGUAAUCACCAUGACUACGUUUGUGCAAAUUCUAUGCAAGAUCCGAUCUCCAAGACUACCAUUUCUGUCGUCCUUGUCGGAGACAAAGAAUUUGCGGAAAAUACCAUCCGUGCUAUGGCAGUGCGCACAGUUCCGCACUUGUUCGGGUGCGGCAUCGAAAUCUUCAGAAACUCCUUUUGUUCCUUUGGAAGGAGAUAUUGAUACUGGACAUGUAGAUUUCCAAGCUAAUUUUGUACACAAUUACCAGCUGAAUGACCAGCUUCAGGAAAUACUAGGGAUUGUACAAGCUGGAGGUGGAGAAAAGUCACUGAAAAAACACACUGAGGUGAACAAGAAAAUAUUUGUCCGUGACAGAUUAAGAUUGCUUUUGGAUGACUACGACAAUGAAUUCCUUGAAUUAUCUUCUUUAGCUGGAUGGGAUAUGGAGUACGGGAGAAUACCAGCUGCAAGCAACGUUUGUGGUGUUGGGAAAGUGAGGGGUACAUGGUGUACAGUAUCCGCAUCAGAUGCUACCAUCAAGGGUGGAACCAGCUACCCCAUCACAGUGAAGAAACAGCUCAGAAUGCAGGAGAUCUGCCAGCAGAAUUCCCUUCCAGCAAUCUACAUCAUAGACAGCGGUGGAGCUUUUCUUCCAUUACAGUCUGAGAUAUUUCCAGAUAAAAACCAUGGUGGUAGGGUCUUCUAUAAUGAAGCGGUUCUAUCAGCACAAGGCAUAUCACAGUUGGCAAUAGUUUGCGGUUCUUGCACCGCCGGUGGAGCAUAUGUACCGACCAUGGCAGAUGAAGCCAUCAUUAUGCACAAGAUUGGUACCAUCUUCCUGGGCGGACCACCGUUAGUCCAGGCAGCAACGGGUGAGAGGGUGACCUCAGAGGACCUAGGCGGCGCAACAUUACACUGCAGAGUAAGUGGAUGCACUGAUCACUUUGCCGCUACCGAGGAAGAAGGUUUUGCAAUGGGAAGAGACUCUAUCUCAACCCUCAACAUCACCCCACCCUCAGACCCUGCAGAAUGGAAGGAACCACUCUAUAGCCAAGAUGAACUCCUCGGACUCGUUAGCCAGUCAGGCGAGGUCAAAGGUCAAAUGAGAAAGAUCUUAGCACGAUUAGUAGAUGGAAGCAGAUUUCAUGAGUUCAAGAAACUUUAUGGAACUACUCUCAUUUCUGGCUUUGCAUUUGUGAAGGGACAUCUUGUUGGAAUCAUAGCGAAUGAUGGAGAGCUAUCCCAUGAUGCUGCGAUCAAGGGGGCCCACUUCACAGAGCUCUGCCAGCAUCGGAACAUUCCCCUCGUUUUCCUGCAGUCGGUAUCCGAGGAUGAGAGCUGGGCCGAGGGUAACUAUGAGCUGAUUGCAGAGACCCUCAAGGCUAGGGCGAAGAUGGCUGCUGUGGUGGCAUGUAUGACUGUGCCGAAGAUCACAGUCAUUGUAGGGAGAAGCUAUGGUUCAAGCAGCUUUGCCAUGUGCAGUAAUUCAUUUGAUCCUCGUUUUGUAUUCAUGUGGCCUAAUGCAAGAGUAGGACUCCAUAACCCUGAGGAAAUGGCAACACUAGCUGCACAGGAGUCUGGAAAACCUGAAAUGGAAGAAAAACUAAGAGAGAAAUUCCAGAAACAGUCCACUGCCGUCUUCGCUUCGAGCAGAAUGUGGAAUGAUGGGGUCAUUGCUCCACAAGAUACCAGAAAUGUUUUGAGCCAGUGCCUAAGUAUCUUGUCCCAACAAGCCUGCAACGAGCCAUACACCUAUCAAGACAGAGCAGUGCUACGAAUGUGAUCCCUCAAGGAACCGUUGUA